Molecule: messenger RNA, 502 nt
Organism: Ipomoea triloba (trilobed morning glory)
Lineage: Eukaryota; Viridiplantae; Streptophyta; Magnoliopsida; Solanales; Convolvulaceae
Product: auxin-responsive protein SAUR50-like
Exons: 1
Coding region: 43-417 (124 amino acids)
Biological process (GO): response to auxin
Source: RefSeq, a predicted model, not a curated record
UCAUUUACUAGAACAGAAACACACUUACGCAAAAAGCUGAUCAUGGCAAAGUUGUCCAGAUCAAACUGGAAGAAAAAGAAUGGCAUGAACCUCAAGACAAUGGUACAAAUGUUUCAAAAGAGUUUUCUACUGAGCAAGAGGUCAUCUAUAUCCGCGAAUCAUUUUGAAGAGUUCGAGGACUCCAAGGAUGAGGCUAAUGACGUUAAAGAGGGACAUUUCGCGGUGAUAGCAGUGGACGAUGAGAAGCUCAAGAGAUUCAUCGUUCCUCUAAGUUGUUUAACGCAUCCUACUUUCUUAAGGUUGUUGGAAAAAGCUGCAGAGGAGUAUGGGUUUGAACAUGAAGGCGCACUCAUGCUUCCUUGUAGGCCAUGUGAGCUGGAGAAGAUCAUUGCCAUGCAAUGGAAGGACUCUUAUUAGUUCUUUCAAUUAUGUUUAAAUUACAUAUAAAGUAGUUUGCUAAUGAAUUUUAUUUCCACCAUAAUUUUUUUUUUUGUUAAUAAUA